AUGAAUCAAGAGAGUGAGUAUCUCUGUGACUCUAUGGAUAGACCGCGAUACGAUACAAUCAAUGACAAUACUAGAUAUGAAAGUGAUGGAGAAUCUGCAUCUUCUGGCGAUGCCAUAGACAAUCGAUAUCGACUAAUGAGUCCAGAUGCAGAUCGCGAUGACUUUAUUGACGAAGACUUCAUAGAGGAUCUUACUGCCCCAACAAGCUCUAGGAAUGAAGUCUCCUAUAUCUUAAGCAACUCCGCUCUAAUUACAUUAACUUUUCUAAUGGAAUACUCUUUGGCUAUUAUUUCUUUAUUUGUCAUCGGUCAUGUCUGUAAAUCAAGUGAUGCCUUAGCUUCCGCAUCUUUGGCGGUAAUGACUUACAAUAUUACUGGUUUAGCAUUUGUGGAGGGUAUGGCCACUUCUUUGGAUACCUUUUGCUCACAAGCGUAUGGUGCCAAGAAAUAUGCAAAAGUUGGUUUAUAUUCAUUCCGUUGUGCAGCGAUGAUAAUGACAGGUAUUUUCCCUGUGAUUAUAUCAUGGUGGUUCAGUGCUUCAUGGUUAGGUUAUGUGAUUGCUGAACAGGAUAUCCUCCCAGAGAUACAACUUUUCUUGAGAAUAAUAUCGUUUGGGUUGCCAGGGCUGAUUUUUUUCGAAACUGGUAAGAGAUUCCUUCAAUCACAGGGCCAUUUCCAAGCAGGAACAUACUCCUUGUUGAUUACAGUUCCAGUUAAUAUUAUUCUAGUGUAUUCAUUUACUCGUUACAUUGGAUAUGCUGGUGCUCCUCUAGGUAUCGCCAUAUCGCACUGGUUUAUGGCCUUAAUGCUACUGGUUUAUUGCAAAUUUUGGAGAAAGGAAACUCUGAUUUGUUGGUAUCCCAUGUUCUCUUCAAUGUUCCACUUUAAAAGAUUAUUUUGCAGCUGGAAACCUAUGUGGAAUUUGGCAUUUCCUGGUUUACUCAUGAUUGAAGCAGAGUACCUUUCUUUCGAAGUAUUGACUAUUAUGUCUACAUAUCUCGGUGUCAAGGCUAUAGCAGCACAAUCAGUCGUAUCGAACAUAGGAUCUUUGAUAUAUCAAAUCCCAUUCGCAAUGGGUUGCGUAGUUUCCACAAGGGUUGCUAAUUAUGUUGGGACAGAAUCGGUCAACAACGCGAAGAUCUGUAUUAAUACGUCGUACGUGAUAGCAGCGUUUGUAGGGAUUGCGAAUUGUUGUUUGAUUUUAACAGGUGACAAGAAUUUAGCGUAUUUGUUCACUAAAGACAAAGAGGUCGUUGAGUUAUAUCGUCAUGUCGCUCCAAUUUUGGCAGUUAACCAAUUAUAUGAUGCAUUCACAACUUUUAGCGCUGCGAUAUUACGUGCACAAGGACGGCAGCAAGUUGGCAGCCUGUUAAAUAUCAUAGCAUACUAUUUUAUCGCAUUGCCUUUAAGUGGAUGGCUAACUUUUGGUAAAUUUCAGUUGGGAUUAAAAGGGCUUUGGUACGGAUGCGGUACCGGGAUCUUAUUACUGGCGUUUGCUUUGAGCUAUUGUGUUUUCAAUUCCAAUUGGGAAAACAUAGUGGAAGAAUGCCAUAGAAGAGAAAAAGAAGAAAAUGAGGUUGACUUAGAGAGUAUGGCAAGUAACAUGAGCAAUAUUAUCGAUGUUUGA
This is a messenger RNA of Kluyveromyces lactis, 1626 nucleotides long. It is a transcript of the gene ERC1, whose product is annotated as Erc1p. Gene Ontology annotation, biological process: xenobiotic detoxification by transmembrane export across the plasma membrane. The record is from RefSeq and is a predicted model, not a curated record. Gene Ontology annotation, molecular function: xenobiotic transmembrane transporter activity; antiporter activity. The coding region runs from base 1 to 1626 and encodes 541 amino acids. Lineage: Eukaryota; Fungi; Ascomycota; Saccharomycetes; Saccharomycetales; Saccharomycetaceae. The transcript has a single exon. Gene Ontology annotation, cellular component: membrane.